Molecule: messenger RNA, 1470 nt
Organism: Spodoptera littoralis (African cotton leafworm)
Lineage: Eukaryota; Metazoa; Arthropoda; Insecta; Lepidoptera; Noctuidae
Source: the annotation of a GenBank genome assembly
AUGGCGAAUAGGGUGACGGGCACUUGUUGCACUGCGUCGGUGGAGCGGGCCGGCCUGCCGGGCUUGCUGCGCGACUUACAGAGGCUCUCGGAAGACCAAGACUCCGCUGACAUCGUUUUUAUCCUCGGAACCAACGAAGAAAAAGUUUUUGCACACAAAAUAAUCUUAAUAGCAAGAUGCAAAAGUUUUCAGAACACGAAACGAGGCGAAGUUUGUCGUAUUCCAGGGUGUUCCGUAACGCCAUCUAUCGGCCAGCAGCCGACACCGAUCCGAAUGCCGCAUGUACAAGUUGAAACAUUUCGUCUUUUUAUUCAAUAUGUUUACACUGGCAAGCUUUUGCUGCAAGACUCAGGGGUUUUUGAAAUGAUGACUUUAGCAGCCGAUUUAGGUGUAGAAGAUCUCAGAUCAGCGUGUGAAGAUCAUGUCACAUCAACGCUGAGUGUAGAAAGUGCGUGCACAUUGUUAGCAGCAGCAAUGGAAAUUCAAGAUCGACCAGGUGGUAAGAGUGCGUCGUCUUUCAUGGAGCGUUGCAUCGCGUUUAUAGGCGACAACGCCGCUGACUGCGUCAAGACCAACGCCUUCCUCAACCUGCCCAAGGAAGCACUUAUCAAACUUAUUUCGUCUGAUUUUCUAUGCCUUGAGGAGGAAGAAGUGUGGCGCUGUGCUCUAGCUUGGGCCAAGCAACGAGCUGGCGUGACGCAGCCCACGGCGCACUGGACCGAGGAGGAGAGGGCCCGCGUCUGCCAUCACCUCUCACCACUCAUGCAGCAUGUGCGACUUCUGCUCAUUGACAGUGCAGUGUUCGCGGAGGAGGUGGAGCCGACGGGCGCGGUGCCGAUGGAGCUGUCGCUGGAGCGCUACCGGCGCGCCGCGCUGCACGCCGCGCCGCCGCCCGCGCCGCGACACGACGCCGACAAGCGGACACAGCCACGUUUGGCUGUGAACAUGUUCACCGGGUCAUUGAUACUGCAGCAAGAGAAGAGUGCCUUCCAAGCUGUUAUCAACAACUGGUGUGGUACUCCGAAGCAGUCGUGGCGUCUGAUAUUCCGCGCGUCCACGCACGGGUACUCCGCGCAGGCCUUCCACUCGCACUGUGAUGGUGUGGCGCCCGUCUUACUACUGGUGCAGUGCUCCCGCGGCGAGGUGAUCGGCGGGUACAGCGAGGCGAGCUGGGCGGCGGGCGGCGCGGGCGGGUACAUCCCGGCCGAGCGCGCCUUCUUGUUCGCGCUCAGCGAGCCCCCCGCGCGGUACACACUGCUCAAGAAGGCGUUCGCACUCUGCUACCACCCCGAUUGUGGCCCAAUAUUCGGCGCGGGCGCAGACCUGUUGAUCUCGAGCAACUGCAACACGAACAGCGAGAGCUACAGCAACCUGCACUCGUACGGCGACCAGCUCGCGCCCGCCUCGCUCGCCGCCGACUACAACUUCACCGUGCGCGACUACGAGGUCUUCACAUACAAACAUAACUAA